CGUGAGGCUCCGCGCGCAGUGGCGCUCAGACCCGCACGGCGACCGAACGCCAUGCCGAUGCCGCGCUAACCUGUGCUAGUGACAAGCUGUCAAGUGUCAACAUGUGGCUCUAUGGAACGUGUGUCCUCGCCAGCGUCCUGCUGGCGGCCGUGCGCUCGCAGAGCACCGAAGGGAGCAGCGAGUUCGCCCCCGUAGUGACAGCUACCUGCAAGACGGGCGUAAUGUCCGUCAAGAUUAACUUCAACCAGCCGUUCUACGGGGUUGCUCAUGCGAGAGAGUUUAGAACACCAGCAUGCAUGGCACAAGGCAACGGUUCGGAGUCCAUGAGCUUCGACGUCAGCCUGAUGGCGGCACAGGGCUCGCCGGACUAUUGCGGAGUAUUCUGGAACAACCGCACAGACGAACGUUCCCUGCCGUUCGCGGUGCGCGUGCAUCGCACUCUAGAGCUGGCUGAUGACAAAUUCUACGUCAUCACGUGCGGGAAGGCGGGCUUCAGGAACGCUAGAAACGAAACCUCACUCGUGUCCCUACGAAUGUUGAACGAAAAUGGCAAAAAGAUUAUGAACGCCGCCUACAAUAUGCCCUACACGCUGCGAGCGGAGAUGAGCAAGCCUGACGGAGCUCAUGGCAUCAAGAUGAAGAGCUGUUUCGCAUUUAACAUGAAGAACAACACAGUGGACUUGCUGGAUAAGCGAGGGUGUCCGAUAAAGCAGCAGUCAGUAGUGGUGCGGUCGGAGAGCGGCGCGGCCGAACUCUUCAUACCCGCCAUGUUCCGCUUCCCCGACUCCUCGCAGAUCAACUUCCAGUGCGACAUCUCCAUCUGCAAAGGAAGUUGCCCAGUGCAGGACUGCGCCGUGGACGACGGCGUUGGCGUAGUAGGUGAAGAGGAGACCACGGUCACUGCCUCCACGGGGGUUUUCGUGUUAGAUCCUAAUGAUAGUGCAGUUGCAGCGUUGAGCUGCUCCGAAGGCGGCAUCCACCCGCCGUGGCUGCUGUACCUGGCCAUCGCGCUCGGAGUCAUGUUCCUCGUGAUGCUGCUCAUCAACUGCUUCCUCUGCACCGCCAUGACGUGCUCCUGCGCCAGGACUGACGUGAUCGAGAAGGACCCGUCAGUGGUGGAGGACUACGAUCCGUACCGCAGCUGGCACGGCAGCCAGUACGGCAGCAGGUACCCCUCGUCCACCAUACACUCCGCGAGGUCUGUCUCGGAUAACAGCGACCACUACGCGAUAGUGCAAUCCCGGCCUGGCAGCCGGCACUCCGGCAUGCAUCGGAAUAGGCAUUAAAAGAAUCUGAUACGGAAAUCUCGAGUGGAUCGUAGCAAGUUGAUGAAGAAACUAAAGAUACAAAAGAUGUAUUAUAAUUGGAUUUUUAGGGAACCAUUGCCUAAUUCAUAGAAAAAUGUUAAAAAUAUUAAACAUAAGUUAAAUCCACUUCCAAACUUCGAGAUAUGAAUCAUUAACAAGAGAUAUGUUAAAAAUACGAGUGGUGCUUUGAAUAAUAUUCACAAAUUUUAACAUAACAGUAUUUAGACCUUAGUCUGUAACGUUACCUAAGCUAGAACAUAAAGGUACUUCCGUAUGUUCAAAUGAAUUUAUCUUGUGCCAUUUGUUUCCACGUACCUUGAAGGACUAACGAUAUUUGGUACAUAAUGAUUAAUGACCGCAAUAAUUCGAAUUUAAUACGCAAUUUGAUACAACGAAUCCGUCCAAAAUUAUCUCAUAGAGUUAAAAUAAAUUAAUGUAUUGUAUGGUUGUACUUAGAAUAAGAGAUUGAGAAAUACACCAGUAUAGGAAAUAAAUGUAAUUAUUAGGAUUAAUCUAGUAUAAAGACGCGCGCCUAAUAGGCGUGGGUUAAAACUGUACCACAUCAUACACUGUGAAUUAUAGUGUUAAUUUACAUGAGUAGUUAGUACUUCCUCAGCUACCUAGGAUAUUUAAUGUGUCGUAGUUAUAGUUAUAGUAUUGCCUGUCAGAAUGUGUAACUAUGUCGUAAGCGAGUGAUAUUAGCUAUAUGGCAACAUCUCUUUCUGAUUUUGUGACUUAUAAUUUCAAAGACUUACCUCUAACAGUUUGUAAACUUUCAGUUUUUUUUUUUACUUUUGCCAACAGUUAGGUAGUAUAUUUAAGAUUCAAAACUUGGCUUCUCUAGUUUAGAGUAGAAACAAAGUUAGCACCUCUUAAAUUCAUACGAGAACCUUUUUUUGUACAAAGUAUUUGAAACUAUACCUUUAUGUUAUGAUUUUAAGAGUUACAAAAUUGGAAAGAGACUUGAACAAUGAAUAGCGAUGUGCUCAUUCCGUCUUCCCGAGUAAAUGGAACUUUAAUGAAUAAUGAUUGAAUCUCGUUUAAUGUGUGCUAUGUGUUUGUGAUAAACCAAGAGAGAGUGACAAUAAAAUUUCAUAACACU
Cydia strobilella is the source of this 2409-nucleotide messenger RNA. RefSeq lists its product as uncharacterized. Lineage: Eukaryota; Metazoa; Arthropoda; Insecta; Lepidoptera; Tortricidae. Bases 102 to 1286 code for a protein of 394 amino acids. The record is from RefSeq and is a predicted model, not a curated record. The transcript is spliced from 12 exons.